AUGUCAGACGAAGACACUCUAAGAUUACCAGCCGAUCCCCUACCAGAUGGAUGUAUCUUGAGGCUGUACAGUAUGAGAAUGUGUCCCUACGCCCAGAGAGCACGAUUAGUUUUAUCAGCUAAAAAUAUAAAAUACGACAGAAUCAACAUAGAUCUGAAUAAUAAACCCAAUUGGUUCUUUGAUAUCAACCCGAAUGGUGAGGUUCCGGUCAUUAUACACAAUGGGCAGAAUAUCUACCAGUCUCUUAUUUGUGCAGAAUAUGUAGAAGAAGCUUUCCCCACCCCACAACUAUACACAACUGACCCCGUCAGUCGAGCCUGGGAGAAGAUUUAUUAUAACCACUGGAACUCAAAGGGUAACCCCGCCUUCUACAGUCUGAUGUUAACGGGAUGUUUGGACCCUGUACAGAGUAAACGUUUAACGGAGGUACUGGAGGUAAUGGAAGGGUUUCUGAAGGUCUCUGGUAAACCCUACUACAGUGGUGAUAGGAUCGGAUUCGCCGACUAUAUGACCUGGCCGUGGUUUGAACGAAUGCCUAUGAUGGGAGAAAUCACAGGGUAUGAAAUGAAGAAAGAGGAAUUCCCGCUACUGACAGCCUGGGUUGACAGAAUGUGGAAAGAUCCAGCAGUGUUAGACUGUAAGAUAGAUAAACAGUUGUUCGUGGACCAUUAUUCUAAAUAUAGAACGGGGAAACCCGAUUUCACCAUUGGAGCUAAGAAAAGUAAAGUUAUUGACGAACCGCUGGAGAAUCUAGAUGGUUUGAGAGAUCCUUCAACUAGGUUCAGAAAAACUGAAAAUUCUACUUAA
Molecule: messenger RNA, 807 nt
Organism: Lottia gigantea (owl limpet)
Lineage: Eukaryota; Metazoa; Mollusca; Gastropoda; Lottiidae
Exons: 5
Coding region: 1-807 (268 amino acids)
Biological process (GO): glutathione metabolic process
Cellular component (GO): cytoplasm
Molecular function (GO): glutathione dehydrogenase (ascorbate) activity; glutathione transferase activity
Source: RefSeq, a predicted model, not a curated record